Hydractinia symbiolongicarpus is the source of this 1325-nucleotide messenger RNA. RefSeq lists its product as uncharacterized. Lineage: Eukaryota; Metazoa; Cnidaria; Hydrozoa; Anthoathecata; Hydractiniidae. Bases 816 to 1325 code for a protein of 169 amino acids. The transcript has 3 exons. The record is from RefSeq and is a predicted model, not a curated record.
AUUUCAAAGAUCUUCUCCACAUUUCGAAGAUCUUCUCCACAUUUCGAAGAUCCUCUGCACACCUUGUUGUGUUUGCACAUUGCUACAUGCAGUAUAUAAUAUUUAAGUAAUGAUUAGAACUGAGAAAGUAAACAACUUCGCCUAGCAAUGUGUACGAUUGACAUGAAUAAGUUGAAAACUUUUUGUAAACAAUAAUGGUGUCAAAUGAUGCAGGUGAGUUGUUCAGAACGAGCUCCUUUAUUCAGUACUGGGGUCAACAAUAAACCUUUUUGGGCAAGGUGAACGUGGCUUUGUGUGAAAAAGGAGAAGCGAAUUUCUAAAAUAGAGUUCUAGAGGCUGUUCAUAUGGAACUCGAGCCAGCCCGGUUGGAGGGCCAGCCUGUCUGCUGUUAUCUCGCCUAAAUGCUUUUUUCAAAGGAAUUUGAGUAAUUAAAUUAUUUUGUUAUGAAAAUUAUUGUAGUAGUUGUAGCGUUUUUUUGCAUAUAAAAACAAGUUACAAGCCUCUAUAUAAGAGCCCCUUAAAUGCUUGCUUCCCAAGACAAGACCUUAGCAUUUUAUUAAACAAAGGAAGAUCAAAGUCAUGUCCUUUACCAAUCGAAAAUAGACCUAGGUUAAAAAAAUCGGGGGUCAGACGCUUAUUAUACGCAAUUAAUAACCUUGUCCCCAAUGUUUAUUAGAUUUUCUACAUCCAACACCUAAGAAACAUUGGGGACUAGACUGAAGAAUUGACUGUGUUGCAGUAAAUGAAUUUCGUUUGAACAUGAAUAAAUAUUUAAGGCCAGAUAACAGUCGCUGUUAUUUUUGUAUGGAUGAUAAAUGAUUGUAUUUUUAGGGUCGCACGACGCUAUCAUACUUGUGGCAGUGAUUGGAUCGUUGGCAUCGUUGCUGAUUCUUAUUCUUUCAUGUUGUUUGUGUGUGAAGUGUUGUGUUGAGAAAUCUAUGAAGAAUAGUUACGAUACGACGGAUCGUCACCAAGGUUACGACAACUAUAUUACGACGAAAGACAUGGAAACAAACCAUAAUGUGAAACUCCAGAUGUAUAGUUUUGAUUCACCGCCCGAAGCUCAGCGUUACGAUGUACUAAAUGCACCAAAGGUUUGUAUCUGCUUUUCUGUUUUCUGUCCACUUUGUAUUUUAUUAAAACUACUUCGAAACAUGUCCGAAGAAAAAUCAAAUUGGUAUAUUUUUGAAACCUUGUCUAUGAGUCUUCGUGAUUUGUUUUUGGAAUCGUAUUUAAAAUCAUCGGGCAACUCCUACUACUACGACGCGCGAAAUGGGAAUGUAGCCUGUGUUUUAGCCUUUAACGGGGUCGAGGCUACAUGCUGA